AUGGAUGAGAGAUGGUGGAGCAAAGACCGCUUUGACUAUUUUGUGGCAGGUAUUGGAUACAUUGCUGCCAGAGAAAUAGCUCAUAUGGGAGGUCAUGUUAUUAUUGCUUGUAGAAAUAUGGGUAAAGCCGAUGCGACCAGUGGUGGUGCCAAAGGGGGGUAUGGGGGCAGAGGGUACAGCCUAGAAGAAGAUUAUAUAAAACUGUGUGCUGAGAACCAUAAUGUCCUGACAAAAGGAUCAAAAUCAACAAAAGAAGGAGAAAGUUUAUACUUAUCUGGACAUGUUACUGGAGUUGAAUACCAUCGAAUCAGUCCAAAUAUAUCUUACUAUUGUUGCUCGACAAAAGGCACAGACACAAGCACCAUAUAG
Molecule: messenger RNA, 369 nt
Organism: Lottia gigantea (owl limpet)
Lineage: Eukaryota; Metazoa; Mollusca; Gastropoda; Lottiidae
Exons: 4
Coding region: 1-369 (122 amino acids)
Source: RefSeq, a predicted model, not a curated record